AUGGCUUUUCCACUAAGGUUGUCAGAUUUAGGAGAUCAUUCUAACUCUCUGAUGGUAAAUGAGUCUGAUCCGUUGGAUACUGCGGACACCUGUGCGUAUCCGACCACUGCAGGGCUCAGUAAGGCAGUGUCCGUGUCUUUGGGUUUGGAUUCUGUGUCUUCUCCGCUCCACAACACGAACCAGUGCUCCAGCAGCGCCUUUACUGACUGCGACCCUAAUGUGGGGAUCAAUUCCAGAGUAAUGGCAGCCGAGUUAAGGGUGUCUCGAAUUACGAACCCAGACGGGGUGCGGUGUCAACCCCGUGAUAAAACCCACAGAGAGGAUGAUUUCAGAGAAGUGUGCCAUGACGCACAACAGGUGAGCUGUAUGGAUCUGCUCCGAUCGGGUGAAAUGGACUGCGCGCAGACCGUUACGCGCGGCCCGGUUAUCACCAGAUACGUGUGCAAGGAAUCAAACUUGUUUAUGAACCCGGUGGCAGAGCUCCCCGCGACCCCUCAAAUGGAUGGAAUGUCCCCUUUGAAACAAUAUUCAUCAUACUCUGCCAAUCCAAGCCUGUUCAGAGAUACGACGGGUGCGUGGUGCGCAAAUGAGCGCGCAUACAGCGAUGGAACCGAGCCAGAAAGAAGCGGACCAGGUGGACACAAUAUGUUGUGUAAAUACUGUAAUUGUGGGCAAAACCCACAUGGAUCCAGGCAAGGAUGUCAUUGUGUAUGGUACAACAAAAGCGAGCGGGUUGGUAAAGGUGACAUGCGCGCAGAGUACGACAAAAUGGAAAGUUACCCAAGUGCGGUUCUUCAAGGGCAGGUCUCAUACUCCAGCAUCAAGACCGAGCGUUCACCCUGGAUGGAUUGCCCAGAACAGACUUUCAGAUCUGAGGAGUUGUUCCCAGGUGUGUACCUGUCUGACAGAAGAGUGUGUCAGGUGUGUGGCGACGAUGCUUCAGGUUGUCACUACGGAGCAGUCACCUGUGGCAGCUGCAAAGUGUUUUUCAAAAGGGCCGCUGCAGGUAAGCAGAACCACCUGUGCGCCAGCCGAAACGACUGCACCAUCGACAAACUGAGGCGGAAAAACUGCGCCUCGUGUCGUUUGAAGAGAUGCUUCAUGUCUGGGAUGAGCCUUAAGGGGCGUAGGCUGAAGGGAGCUGGACAGACGAGGAACGUUGAGGAGGAGCAAAGCGCCGGUGCCUGGGGGUCCGGAGAAAGAGGAGAGAGGGUCUUGGAGCCCAGAAGUGCAAUUUCCCGGGGUCAAAGCGCAGCAUCCCAGGCGCUUGCUUUCGGCAUCCCGCCAACCCUGCGCUCCUGCCUGUCCCUGCUCAGUGUCCUGCAGGCCAUCGAACCGGCUGUGGUCAAUGCCGGACACGACCACGCCCAACCAGACAGCCCCGUGUCCUUGCUCACCAGUCUGAAUGAGCUGGGGGAGAGGCAGCUGGUGACUGUGGUGCGCUGGGCCAAGGCGAUACCAGGAUUCCGUGACCUCCACGUGGACGAUCAGAUGACAGUGAUCCAGUUGUCAUGGAUGGGGGUGAUGGUGUUUGCUUUGGGCUGGAGGUCCUACACACUUACAAACAGCUCUAUGCUCUACUUUGCUCCAGACCUGGUUUUCAAUGAUCAGCGGAUGCAAGUAUCCAGUAUGUACGAGCACUGUGUGCGGAUGAAGCUGCUGUCCCAAAGGUUUUGUAUGCUGAAGGUCACCCAAGAGGAGUUCCUCUGCAUGAAGGCGCUGGUCCUCUUCAGCAUCAUGCCAGUGGAUGGGCUGAAGAGCCAGCGUUGCUUUGAUGAACUGCGGACCUCCUACAUCAAGGAGCUGGACCGCUUGGCGAGUCACCACGGAGAGACCACCCGUACACAGAGACUGUUUCAGCUCACACAGCUGCUGGACUACCUCCAGUCGAUUGUGAGGAAGUUAUACCAGUUCACCUACGAUCUGUUCAUCCAAGCUCAAUCACUGCAGACCCGUGUCAACUUCCCAGAGAUGAUCUCGGAGAUUGUGAGCGUUCACGUGCCCAAGAUCCUCUCAGGCGUGGUCAAGCCCAUCCUGUUCCACAACACGGCCUAAAGAAACAGACAGAAAGAGUCUUGAUGAUUGAUGAUUUGUACAUCACAGCAGCUCAGGCGCUCAGUCCUGAUGGACCUGUAACGGCCAGAGAGGGUGUAUGAUCUCACGGGUUGAAAGAAGCUACAGAAUCACCAUGAGCCAAAGGGAGUCCAGCACAUUCUUCCAGUCUAUUGUAAUCUAAUCACAUUGUAACUGUUGUCAUAUGCACAGCUAACACUUCUGGAGCUAAAUACGUAGUUAAACCACUUUUUAGCAUGCAUUCCUCCACGUAAACCCAUGGUCAGCCCAGCAGCUAGCACGUAAACUUCUUCAACUCUUCACACUGACGAUAACACCUCCUAAUGUUUCAUGUUUGCAAAGUUCCCAUCACCAUAACUUGCCUGAGCAGUAGUACAGUCUUUUUCACAGUGACUGUUAUUGUGCAUACCUGAGCUGAACAAAGUUGUUGAUUGACUGUUAAUAAAUUAUUGUGGCAUGCACGCUAAGAAGCCAAACUGUCUCGCCUCAAGGCAGAUAAAACAUUGUUUGUUUGUCAGACGCUCUCAUCCAUAGAAAUACAUGGUUGACUAAUAGUUUUAGGUGUCGGUGCCAAAUGUGAAUGGUGCCAUGUUUUGCCUGUACACUUGUAAACUUCAAGUGACUCCAUAAUGUCCAUGAAUUUGCUUUGUAUACUGAUACAUUUCUGUAAUGACACACACACACACCAGAAACAAACUGAAGGAGAUAAUUGGAUAAAAGAAGCGACUAUGAACACUGUGGUAAACUUUUUUAAGCUUUGCUUGUUUUUGAGUGUUUAUUCAAGUACAGUUUUUCCACAAUUCAUACAUUUCCAACUUUUCUACCCUUGUAUUUUCUUAACAUGUUUUUUGCAAACUCUUUGCUGUGUGUGUCCUCAUGUACUCAUCACAAUUUGUGGGAAUUUUUUUGCUAAAUGUCCAUCAAAGAAUCUGCUCCUGUGCAACAUUUACUGCUUAACUUGUAAUAAAACUGCAGCAUGAGUGUUCA
Molecule: messenger RNA, 3060 nt
Organism: Sphaeramia orbicularis (orbiculate cardinalfish)
Lineage: Eukaryota; Metazoa; Chordata; Actinopteri; Kurtiformes; Apogonidae
Product: progesterone receptor-like
Exons: 9
Coding region: 1-2055 (684 amino acids)
Biological process (GO): regulation of DNA-templated transcription
Molecular function (GO): sequence-specific DNA binding; DNA-binding transcription factor activity; zinc ion binding
Source: RefSeq, a predicted model, not a curated record